CAGCCGGAUAGCACACACCUGCUGCCGGUACACGAUGCCACGACCGUCCGAAGUCGAAUCCGCUGGCUCUCCUGUCGAGAGACCUAGGAAACGCCGUCGAGUUCCUGACGAACAGAGGAAGAGAUCGCAUCAAAGCUGUGAUCUUUGUCGAAAGCGCCGCUGUAAAUGCAUUCCAUCAGAGUCUGUCGAAGGCACCUGUACGACUUGCUUCGUCAAUAAGGUGAAAUGUUCUUAUGAGUUGCCGCGAAAAACGAGGUUCUAUGGAAGCUGGGAUGAUCUCAGCGACCGGUAUCGCUGCCUCUGGGCACUCGUCAAGGGCGCGUUUCCCAAUGAUGACACGGACAGCGUUGCGGACCUGCUGGAGCUUGGGAAACGUUUGGGAUAUGACAUGCCAGACUUGAAUGCGGCUGAUCCUCUUCCAAGUGAUGAUUUGGUCAAAGAAACAUCGCAUAACGUCGUCCCGAAUAGCCAGAAUGAGGCUGAGAGUGUGAGCGCACCCUCUUCGAGCUCUCGCCCCAGGGAAAAUGACCAGAACAAUGUGCUCGCACCCGAUGUCUGGGGUUCUUCUGGUCCAAAUGUCACCGCCCGCGAGUCACUUCGAAGAAGAGAACCCAGCGGUCUCAUCAGGGAUGAUUCGGGACAUGCGCACUUCAUUGGACCUUCUGGGACGUUGUCCUUCUUUGCAGAUUUGAGGCAGCUUGUUUUGUCGCGGGAUAAAAGCUCGGGUCAUGCCAUCAUCGAGCCGAGAUCUCACUUCGUACACGAUGACACAGCCAAAGCUCUGGAGGCGGAUGACAUCCACGAGCCUAACGAACAAGACAACACGGAGCUCCUUGCUGGACCAUCGCCACAAUCAAUACUGUCAGAGCUCUCCAAGGAGUUUUCUGGACCAGCUCGCCCUGAUCCUGCGGAAUAUCUCAAAAGUCUUCCUCCACAGGACGCCAUUGAUGAACUUUGUCACAUUUAUUUCACCGAAAUCCACCGGGACUUUCCACUCUUCCACCGAGCAACUUUCGAAGAUGAACUGGAAGCCUACGUCGUUAAAUUUCGAGCCAGGGUGCUGUUAGGGGCGCGCAAAGCUUAUGAGCCCACAUGUAGUAAUUACGGACCUGACUUCGGCUGGCUCGCUUGCUUGCACAUGGUACUGUUGGUAGGCUCCGUUGGCCUGUCGCGCAGUGGACUUGAUCUCGACCUGCGUCAAUUGCGGCGCAACUGUCUAUCUGAGGUUCGCUCCCUAUUGCCACACCUCGUUACCAAAUGCACGAUCACAAGUGUCCAGGCUUUACUGUUGCAGUCCUUGUUCUUACAUAACAACAAUCACCGCAAUGGCGCUUGGACCUUGUUAGGGACUGCGACUAGGAUUUCUUUCGCUCUUGGUCUGCACAGACAAGACUUAGAGACCUCCUUUCGGCCUGUUGAACGAGAAUUGCGGAAGCGAGUUUUCUGCACGCUGUACGGCUUCGAACAAUUUCUGUCAUCGAGCCUCGGUAGACCAAGUGGCCUAAACGAAUUCGACGUCGAAGUCAAGGCUCCACGUGAUGGUUUCCUAGAUGACAGCGCUGGUGCAAGCUCUCAGUUUACAAUUGCAAGCCUGCAACUGCAGAAGGUCCUGGGGCAGACAAGGUCUGCUAUUGCAAAGUUGAAAGACAAGCUGAACUCCGAUCCUUCAUCGAACAUCUCCUCGUCCGCGACAUGUUCCCCUGACGAGGAGAUACUGGAUUACCUCGAGACAUGGAAACAGAGUCUGCCACCGCAUUUGCAAAUGGCCAGCAUCGCGAGUUUGGACGAUAUUCCCCUGCCUAGAAGCGCGACGGGAGAAACUGCAGACAGCUUGUCACUGAGUGAUCUCCGUGCGUCCUUGUCACGUCAGACACCAACCCAACUUCGUGGCUUGGUGAUGCUUCAUGUUCAAUACCAUUACAUCGCGCUGUUAGUGACUCGGCCGACCUUACUAUGGGAGAUAUCCUCCUUCAGUUCAUACAAUACGAGUCGCAGGACCAGUUACCAAGCGGACAAUGACGCUGACCAUGGAGGCGACUUUUCCACACCGGAAGCUCCAUCAUCCAUGGGUGCGGCAUGUCAUUAUCAUGCUGCCCAGCUAGUGGCCCUGAUUGUCCUGCUGGACAAGUUUCAACUCGUCAAUGGCGUUUCUGCUCUUGACGUAUUCUAUGCCUAUUCUGCUGGAUUGGUGCUUAUUCUGGGUCUGCUGAAAGGCCCCCAAUUAUCAAGACACGAGAAGAGUUCUGAUGCGUCAAAUCGCAGGCGCCUCACAGGUCAAAGUGGCCGUUGCAUCAACGAUAGAAAUACGCACGCAUUGAUUCGCGUCCUCAGGUCAACAAUUGGGACUGUGCAAAAGUGUGCAACUAUGAAGCGGAUGGCCGGCGUCAUGGACAAAUUUGCUGACUCAGUCAUCAAGGAUGGGGAGCCUAGCGAUAACAGCCAUCAGCUUGAACCUAUUCUUGCUCGAACGUCGUCGCUGAAGAAGUCUGAUGGUCGGAACAGUGCCAGGUGGCCAAGGCGAAAUGACAACCAUCGCAGCGAACAAGCUGUAGAGUCCGCAAGGUCGCAGCACGCUGCAGAUGGCGGAAGAGCUCCGGUACCGGCUGGACUGGAAGGUAACUCGACGAGUAAUGCGCCAUUCUGGCCUUCGGCCGAUCAAGAAACCAAUGCCGAACGUGGCCUGAACGGCUUGGUGCCAACAGCCAAUGUUGCUAUGUACGCGCCCUUUCGUCCCCAGGAUUUCGGGCAGCAUUCUCAAAUGGACUCGGCGGAGGAGGGCUACAUCUAUAUCCCAGGACAGCAAUCCGUCACACACAUGGAGAACCUCGCACAGCAUGCUUCUUCGAUGACCGGUGGCACAUCAUCCGCUCUUUCCUAUCCCGCUUUUCAUCAUCCUUACGACGUCUCGAGGGCUUCGAUCGCAUUGGAUCCAUUCAGUAACUCAUCUGGCAUGCCAGCAGAAGGAUCGUUCUUCCCAACGAUGCAAGGGCAGUCGCAAAACGUGGAUUACUUGCAGAGGUCUUCAUUCUGGCAUGAUCCGUUUGGGACACUGGCCGACGGACAGAUCCUUGACUGGGCGGAUUUAGAGACGUUCUUAGCCACGUAGGACAUUUUGUCUUGUGUAUGCAAUUUUGAAGAAAUGUUCGAACCAAAUUUUUGUGUUGCG
Molecule: messenger RNA, 3166 nt
Organism: Exophiala xenobiotica
Lineage: Eukaryota; Fungi; Ascomycota; Eurotiomycetes; Chaetothyriales; Herpotrichiellaceae
Exons: 3
Coding region: 35-3106 (1023 amino acids)
Biological process (GO): regulation of DNA-templated transcription; DNA-templated transcription
Molecular function (GO): DNA-binding transcription factor activity, RNA polymerase II-specific; DNA binding; zinc ion binding
Source: RefSeq, a predicted model, not a curated record